CAACAUCCCACUACUAUAAGACACACCGAUGGUGGCCCCAACAGUGGACACACUCACCACCAAAAGCCGCAAAAAAACACAAUGGACUGCAUCACCUUGGCCGUUCUGGUGUCCGUCUCCCAAAUGUGGGGCGCGGUCAUAGCAGCCCCCAUGUCGGCGGAGGCCAUCAGGAUGAAAGCUACUGUGGAAGGGAGGUCCAAGCAGCUGGUGGCCAAGAUCAAUAAAAUCCAGGUUCCUCCUGGCAUGACGCUGACGCCGCCGGCCGACAAACUGGAUGGGCUCUCCUCGGUGGUGACACUCCUAGACGGCUACGAGAAGCUCAUCUCAGACUCUCUGAACGCGUCUCAGGUGAAGGCCGAGAUCUCGUGGCUGAAGGGUUACCUCGGUCAGUGGAAGAAGGGUCGCUGUGGAGAGACCAAGGUCAACAGAACGUCAGCCGCAGGUGGCGCGCUGCAGCGGCUGCAGAGUCAGCGAGGCUUCGUCCUCACUGUCGGUAUCGAGGCUCUGAUCAGAGUCAAGGACAUCCUCACACGGCUGUUGCAGAACAUGGAGAACCUGGACAAAUGCUGA
Molecule: messenger RNA, 570 nt
Organism: Syngnathus acus (greater pipefish)
Lineage: Eukaryota; Metazoa; Chordata; Actinopteri; Syngnathiformes; Syngnathidae
Product: leptin-like
Exons: 3
Coding region: 82-570 (162 amino acids)
Source: RefSeq, a predicted model, not a curated record